AUGGCUGGUUUUUUCACGUGGAAGACAUUCGAUUUUAGAGUUCUCUCGACUCUCGUGAAAAUUUUUCUAUUGUUGAUUGUGAGAGGAUCUCUUACCUACUCGGUUCAAAGUGAUGUUGACUGCCUCAGAGCUAUAAAAGAUUCUUUGGAAGACCAGAACGGCUACCUCACAACAUGGAACUUCGAUAACAAGACUGAAGGUUUUAUAUGUUCUUUUAUUGGAAUCGAUUGUUGGCAUCCAGACGAGAACAAGGUCUUGAAUAUAAAGCUUGGGGAUAUGGAACUUAAGGGCGAGUUUCCUCUUGGCGUUGCAGGUUGUUCAUCCUUGACAGGUUUAGAUCUUUCUAAUAACAAGAUUUAUGGAAAUAUUCCUAGGAAUAUCUCUAAGUUACUUGAAUAUGUGACAAGCCUUGAUCUCUCGUCCAACCAGUUAUCCGGAGAGAUUCCUGUCGAUCUUGCAAAUUGCACUUAUUUGAAUAUCCUUGAACUUGACAACAACCACUUGUCAGGCCAAAUCCCUGCUCAGAUUAGUCUACUCAAUCGAUUGACGAUUUUUAACGUGGCUAACAACCGAUUGACUGGCCAAGUUCCACAAUUCAGUAAUGCUACUGUUCCGCCAGAUAACUAUGUGAAUAAUGCAGGACUAUGUGGCAAACCUUUACCCCCUUGCAGAGUUUCUUCAAAGAAAACUAAUAGUGCAGCCAUUGUUGGGGCGACUUCUGCAGCCUUCGCUGUUGGAAUUGGCAUUGGCGUAGGCAUGUUCUUCUAUUUGGGUAAGGCGUCCAGAAAGAAGAAGGAAGAAGAUCCUAUGGGCAACAAAUGGGCAAAGAGAAUCAAGGAUGCCAAAGCCAUCAAGCUUUCGAUGUUUGAGAACUCGGUUUCUGAAAUGAAAUUGAGCGAUCUCAUGAAGGCGACUAAUGAUUUCAGUAAAGAGAAUAUAAUUGGGUUAGGAAGAACUGGGACAAUGUACAAGGCAGUACUUAAAGAUGGCUCAUGCCUCAUCGUGAAGAGAUUGCAGGGUACUCGAUACUCAAACAGCGAAUUUUCGUCUGAGAUGGCUACACUAGCUAAUGUAAAACACAACAACUUGGUUCCACUUCUAGGAUUCUGCAUGACUAAUGAGGAGAGACUUGUAGUCUACAGGCACAUGUCCAAUGGCAGCCUCCAUGAUAAACUACACUUGAAAGACGGGACCGAACCUAUGGAUUGGCCUUUAAGGCUCAAAAUUGGAAUUGGGGCAGCAAAAGGACUCGCGUGGCUACACCACAGCUGCAAUCCACAUAUUAUUCAUCGAAACAUAAGUUCCAACUGCAUCUUACUGCAUGAUAAUUAUGAACCUAAAAUAUUAGAUUCAGGAAUUGCUAGUCUCGUGAAUCCCAUUGUAUCUCAUUUAGGUACUUGUGUAAAUGGUGAAUUUGGGGACAGGGGCUAUGUUGCUCCAGAAUAUGUAAGAACAUUGCUGGCCACUCCAAAAGGGGACGUAUACAGUUUUGGGGUAGUGCUUCUCGAGUUAGUAACAGGCGAGAGACCGACCAAUGUGGCUAAAGCCCCCGAAAGAUUGAACGGCAAUAUAGUGGCCUGGAUUUUUCAUCUCUCUGGAACCUAUAAACUUCAGGAUGCAAUUGAUCAAUUCUUGGUUGGAAAAGGUUAUGAUAAUGAGCUUUUCGAGGUUCUUAAUGUUGCCUGUAGUUGUGUGCUGACAGAUCCUAAAGAGAGGCCUUCCAUGUCUGAAGUGUACCAGUUUUUGAGAGCUAUUGGACAAAAGUAUAAUUUCGCAGCAGAAGAUGACAUCUUGUUGCCAUCCAACAGUGGUGAUGACGAUCAACUUGUCGAACUUAUCAUUGCUCAACAUCCGGAGGAGAUUGAUGUUAAAAUGUAA
Messenger RNA from Fraxinus pennsylvanica, 1878 nucleotides. The record is from the annotation of a GenBank genome assembly. NCBI's taxonomy places the organism in Eukaryota, Viridiplantae, Streptophyta, Magnoliopsida, Lamiales, Oleaceae.